Molecule: messenger RNA, 846 nt
Organism: Macrosteles quadrilineatus (aster leafhopper)
Lineage: Eukaryota; Metazoa; Arthropoda; Insecta; Hemiptera; Cicadellidae
Product: serine/arginine repetitive matrix protein 1-like
Exons: 3
Coding region: 1-846 (281 amino acids)
Source: RefSeq, a predicted model, not a curated record
AUGCCUAUCAAACUACCAAAGGAAAAAGAGUUAAAGCAGCAGAAAUCGGUUCAGAUUGCAAAAAAUGUUUCUCGUCGAACCAAAAAACAAAUACGUAACCAAGAAGGAGGCCUUGCUGAUGAUGAAAGCGAAGAUGACCAGCGUACAGAUGACCCAGAGCCGCCCAAUGACCAGCGUACAGAUGACCCAGAGCCGCCCAGAGACCAGCGUACAGAUGACCCAGAGCCGCCCAACGACCAGCGUACAGAUGACCCAGAGCCGCCCAACGACCAGCGUACAGAUGACCCAGAGCCGCCCAGAGACCAGCGUACAGAUGACCCAGAGCCGCCCAACGACCAGCGUACAGAUGACCCAGAGCCGCCCAACGACCAGCGUACAGAUGACCCAGAGCCGCCCAGAGACCAGCGUACAGAUGACCCAGAGCCGCCCAGAGACCAGCGUACAGAUGACCCAGAGCCGCCCAACGACCAGCGUACAGAUGACCCAGAGCCGCCCAGAGACCAGCGUACAGAUGACCCAGAGCCACCCAAUUACCUCCACUGCUCUGACCUGCUUGGGAGGAUCUACUUCCAUGUUCCUUCUGCCACAAGAUCCAGAGGCAUGUUCUCAAGACGGCAAUAUAGUACCUACUACGCCCAACUAUGGCUCGCAUCCAGCAGCUUGGCAACGUUAUAUCUCCAUGUAGACUGCCCUGACCUGCUAGGGAGGAUCUACUUCCAUGUUCCUUCUGCCACAAGAUCCAGAGACAUGUUCUCAAGAAGGCAAUAUAGUACCUACUACGCCCAGCAGACUAAACUAUGGCUCGCAUCCAGCAGCUUGGCAACGUUAUAUCUCCAUGUAGACUGA